Verticillium alfalfae VaMs.102 is the source of this 282-nucleotide messenger RNA. Its product is annotated as proteasome 19S regulatory particle. The transcript has a single exon. The record is from RefSeq and is a predicted model, not a curated record. Lineage: Eukaryota; Fungi; Ascomycota; Sordariomycetes; Glomerellales; Plectosphaerellaceae. Bases 1 to 282 code for a protein of 93 amino acids.
AUGGCGCUCGACAGCUACUACCAGAACAAGAUUGAGGCGAUGAAGCUUGAGAUCCUCAAGGGCCAAGCUGUCCUCCGCCGUCUUGAAGCCCAAAGAAACGACUACAACUCUAGGGUGCGUUUGUUGAGGGAAGAGCUCGGUCUGCUACAACAACCAGGUUCCUACGUCGGCGAGGUGGUCAAGGUCAUGGGCACGAAGAAGGUCCUCGUCAAGGUGCAUCCUGAAGGCAAAUAUGGUAUGCAUCACUGUCUCCCGAGCGUCCAGGAUCUGUCCUCAUUCUGA